Molecule: messenger RNA, 3334 nt
Organism: Rhipicephalus microplus (southern cattle tick)
Lineage: Eukaryota; Metazoa; Arthropoda; Arachnida; Ixodida; Ixodidae
Molecular function (GO): sequence-specific DNA binding
Source: RefSeq, a predicted model, not a curated record
UUUUAUUUUGGUGUUGUGCGGCGGUGUGUAUGGUACGAUUCUAGUAACAUUGGUUUAGGCUACGGAAUCACGCGUCGCCGUCUGCGCCACUCUGUCCGCGUCGCCUGAUUGUCGCGGAAAGACGCUUCUACGUUCGCUUGAAAAUCUCGAAACGCUGAAGCGAGCGCCAUGAGAUGCGUUGCCGUUGGCUGCCGUACAGGAAGAAGUAGUGGUAUACGCAUCCAUUCAUUCCCGCGGGAUCCCAAGCGUAGGUUGGAAUGGGCCGUCAAAGUGAACAUUGCAGAGAAUGGCAAACUUUGGGUGCCACCCAAGGACUCCUCCUAUGGUGUCUGCGAGGCUCACUUCGAUGAGGACCAGUAUGAGCCGAGACGUACGGACCGCAAACUAAAGCCAUUUGCUGUGCCUACGCUGUUCAGCCACCGCAAGGCUCCGAAGCGGCGCCGGAAGCUUGUACGAUGUCAACCCACGAGUACAAGUGUUCCCACUACUGCUGCGGAGGCGAUUACUGUCGUCUCAACAGCCACAGGCAUAACAAAUGCUACAGCUUCUGUUGUGGCACCUAAGGUUGCAUCAACAGUGGCAAAGAAUCAGACUUCCUUUCUGCGACCAGUUCUGCCUGCAGUUACGUGCGCUCACAACACCAGCCCUAUCAUUCUGGUGCCUGUGAGCAAACCGAACAUGCUUCCUGUGCCCAACCCAAUGUUUAGCUCAAGUAGCCAGAUGCCAGUCAUCUUGUCAGUUGAAUCGCUUGCUCCUAAUGCUUCAUCUCCAGUCGGCCGGACAUCGGGCUUGCCACCACUCAUGGCUAAGAAUACAACUUAUGAAAAGCUACAAGAAGAGGCAACGUCAUUACGGCAGCAGACCGAUGAUUUGCGGCGCGAGGUGACCGAACUGUCUCGCCAAGCAGUGCGUGUCAAAGCAUCGCUGGCGCGCCAAUCAGAGCGGCUGAGCCGCUUUCUUCGGAUGGACCAAGUUGAGUACCUGACGAAGCUUGCUGGUGACAAGCCCACUCAGUGGACUGAGCCGACAUUGCACUUCGCCCUUGAUAUCUAUCGUUGCUCGCCCGAGGCGUAUCGCAAGUUACUAGUGGCCCACUAUCCAUUACCACUGGAGACAGCUUUGAGGGCAUUCUGCAUUGAGAAGGGAGUGCGUGAAGGUGUGCCUGCCGAAUUAUUGCAAAUGGACAUGCAUCUUGAAGAAAAUCAGGAGGAUGAAGAGGAAAAUGAUAAUGUGAACAUUGUGUGGCUGUAAAAUAACCAUAGUGUUACGAGGAGGGAGGCCCCCAGCGGUCCUUCUGGGAAACAAAACGAAACGAAACGUGGAUGAGGAAGCCUCCGACGUUAGAUGCGCGGGCCUUUUAUAGGUGCCGAGACGCUGAAGGAGGAGGGGGCAGCCCUGCUGUUCGACGCGCACAACGUCUCUCACGGACGCCCAGUGUCUGUGGCGGAUGCACGCAGUGUUCGUGAUGAACGCACUCAUUGUCUCUGCAAGGGACGAAAGCACUGCACGACGUGAAACGCGUCCUACACCCUGCUGCUGGCCAGUCGUGAGGCAUCUUUCAGGUAGUCUGGCUUCAGGUACAGCCUCUGGGAGCCUUACAGCUGUCGGGCCACAGCACGCUCGUAAUAACCAUAGACUGUCAUCACUGGCUAGCUGCCGCAGGGAGGUGAAUUCUCUUAUAGUUUAUCAUGGAGAGUUAUCCAUAGAGAAGAAAAGGUGGCAUAGAGUUGUGUUACUGUGCCCCGUCUCAUUUCAUAUUUUUAAAAAUCUAGGGGGGAUGAAGAAAGGUUAAUUUAUUGAAUAUUGAUAUAGAUAUGUAUGAAGGCCCAUUCUGCAGCAUUGUGUUAAAUGGCUAGAUCAGGCACCUUAAAGAUUUUUAACCUUGUGAAUGGAACUAAAAACAUUUUAAUUGAGAAUACCUGUGCAUUUAUAGAUUAAAGUCACAUGGUAGGGUAUACAGUGAGAUGGUGUUAGUAAUCAGUCUUUUGGUUGUUCUUGUGGUAUAUAGUUGUACUAUUUGUUGUGUUUGUUGUCAUUUAUGAGCAGAAGUAUUUCUGAAAAGAAAGUUUGCCUUGCUUGAAAUGCAGGCUUUUUUUUUAAUUUGAGUAACUCCCGAGUCUGUCUGAAUCAAAUAGCAUUUAGAAGAUUUCAAAGCUGUCGUUGCGUUUCCUUAUCUUAAUUUAACUUCCAAAGAGCAUGGACACCUCUCACUGUGUGUGUGUGUUUGAAAGACAGAGAAAGUAGUGCAGUGUGACAGAGAAGACAAGCACAGUUCUGGGCAGUGCUUACUGAUUAUUUUACAGUGUAUUCACACGUGCUUUCUUCAUUCUCCAAGUUUUAUGCAAAUUAAAUUUGUCAAAUAUUCCUGUAGCCUGGUGCCAUUUGUAAUGUGACAAAUUUGUUCACUUUGGAUACGUGCCAACAUUAAGCUCAAAGAACGAGACCAGGGGCAGACAAAGCAUAUAAUUAUGACAUUUCAUCUCAUGGCUGUUUAAGUGUCCAUUCAUUUCACUUGUGGGCCCGUUUUUUUUGUUCAUCAAACUAUGUUAUAUUUUAAUGCAGGGGUCAGCAACCUUUUGAAGUGAGCGUGGCAGGGGCCGAACGGCUCUAGGGAAGGCCAUUGCAAACAAGGAGAAAGAAUUUGGCGAAUUGACAACUUUGUUUGAAACUAGAGCAAGAAUCUUGUUUAAUUUUAAGCUGAAAUUGAAAUCAUGUUUGUUAAAUACUGAAAGAGCUUCUUCACUGCUGAGAUCAGAAGUGACAAUCAAGAGUGGAACAUUACAGUGGAGAUACAUAUGAAGAGACGAGUGGAGGAGGAGGGUUCUGAUGUCGCACUGGGGACCGCGUCUUUGUGCCCUAUAAGCUGCAACUUGCUGACCCCUGUGGUAAUGUAAUUAAAGGGCCACCUGAUACAGGUAACAGCAUUGUAAAUAUCACGAAUUGGAAGCCAAGUAAGCAGACAAGUUUCUCUACACAAAAUGUGUGCCACACAAGUGUUUAAGAAAUUCAGCAACCACAAAAAAGAAAAUUUACCAACAAUAGUGACCAGAGAAUUUCCAUGGCUUCGCCUUACAUAUUUUCAUUUUAAGGCCCUUCUUUUUUCUUUCUUCCAAUUUUCAUCAUUGGCUUGGACAUUACCAUCAGCGACCACUCACUACAAUAAUGACAACAAAGGAAAAGUGCAGCGAAAUUUCAUUUGAAAUAAUUUGAGGGACCUUCUAAAUUGACGAAAAGCCUUCUAAAUUGAGACUUCGCUGGACUGAAACAGCUAUGUUCUUGUUUGUUCUCACUAGCUACAGGAAACAUCAGGUGUUCAAAUGAAAUUUCAAUCCAU